Molecule: messenger RNA, 1636 nt
Organism: Cavia porcellus (domestic guinea pig)
Lineage: Eukaryota; Metazoa; Chordata; Mammalia; Rodentia; Caviidae
Gene: Rrs1
Product: ribosome biogenesis regulator 1 homolog
Exons: 1
Coding region: 120-1193 (357 amino acids)
Biological process (GO): ribosomal large subunit biogenesis; ribosome biogenesis; endonucleolytic cleavage in ITS1 to separate SSU-rRNA from 5.8S rRNA and LSU-rRNA from tricistronic rRNA transcript (SSU-rRNA, 5.8S rRNA, LSU-rRNA)
Cellular component (GO): nucleus; preribosome, large subunit precursor; nucleolus
Molecular function (GO): protein binding
Source: RefSeq, a predicted model, not a curated record
CCCUUCUCUUCCGGGCCGAGUGUCUGAGUGCACGUGGUUGCAUUGCCGGUACCUAGUCCAGGGCUCUUGAGAAAGUAACUUGUACAGCUGCACUAAAGCGAGGGAGCUGAGCUGGAGCCAUGGAGGGCCCCAGCGUGGAAGAGCUGCUGGCGAAGGCAGAGCAGGACGAAGUAGAGAAGCUGCAGCGCAUCACGGUGCACAAGGAGUUAGAGCUGGAGUUUGAUCUGGGCAACCUGCUGGCUUCAGACCGGAACCCCCCGACGGUGCUGCGGCAGGCCGGACCGGCGCCGGAGGCCGAGCUGCGAGCCCUGGCGCGCGACAACACGCAGCUGCUCAUCAACCAGCUGUGGCAGCUGCCCACCGAGCGCGUGGAAGAGGCGGUGGUGGCGCGGUUGCCGGAGCCCACAACCCGCCUGCCGCGCGAGAAGCCGGUGCCCAAACCGCGGCCGCUUACACGCUGGCAGCAGUUCGCGCGUCUCAAGGGCAUCCGUCCCAAGAAGAAGACCAAUCUGGUGUGGGACGAGGUUAGCGGCCAGUGGCAGCGCCGCUGGGGCUACAAGCGCGCCCGCGACGACACUAAGGAGUGGCUGAUCGAAGUGCCCGAGAGCGCCGACCCCCUCGAAGACCAGUUUGCCAAGCGGAUUCAGGCCAAGAAGGAACGUGUGGCCAAGAAUGAGCUAAACCGCCUGCGUAACCUGGCCCGAGCGCACAAGACUCAGCUGCCCAGCACAGCAGGCAUGCACCCCACCGGACACCAGAGUAAGGAGGAGCUGGGCCGAGCCAUGCAAGUGGCAAAGGUCUCCACCGCCUCGGUGGGACGCUUCCAGGAGCGCCUCCCCAAGGAGAAGGCGCCCCGGGGUUCGGGCAAGAAAAGGAAGUUCCAGCCCCUUUUCGGGGACUUCGCAGCCGAGAAAAAGAACCAGUUGGAGCUACUUCGCAUCAUGAACAGCAAGAAGCCUAAGCUGGACGUGACGAGGGCCACCAAUAAGCAGAUGAGAGAGGAGGACCAAGAGGAGGCCGCCAAGAGGAAGAAAAUGGGCAAGAGAAAGGGGGGCCGACAGGGUACUGGGGGCAAGAGGAAAGGUGGCCCUCACAGCCAGGGAGGGAAGAGAAAAGGCGGUGUGGGAGGCAAGAGGCAAUCCUGGCCCUCAGGUUUGGGUGGCAAGGGCAAAGGAGGAAAGAGGAGGAAGUAGUAACUUUCAUGCUCGGACUUGUUCUGCUAAGGAAGAACAGUACUGUAUAUACAAAAUGUUAAGUUGUGGAGGGUGGGAAAUGAAGUGACUGUUGCCUUCGUUGAACUUGGCAGCUGCAGGGACACAAUUGCUCUCUCUCCACAGGUGUGUUUCCCACUGUUGUACAAAUUAACCGAGAACUUAGCUGAAGAUAAAGGUGUGUUUGAGAGCAUAAGAAUUGGGCAAAUAAUUGGUUUGAAACCAGGAAAGAAUUCUGUUCUUUAAGAGUCAUGUUUUUAUUUUAAUUUUGGAUAUGGCGUUAAAACUUGGUCGUAUUUCAGGAAGUUAAUACGUGAUUUACACAUUCCUACAUUAUUUUUAUAACAAACUUGUAUGAUUAUGAGAAAGUAAAAGUUAUUUUCUAAUUGGAUUUACAAAACUAUUAUAAAGAUUAUUUAAUGAAA